AAUUUCAUAUCUCGACUCCUCUUUUCAAUUCAACUAAUUUUUGUUUUAUCAUCCGGUAACACAGUAGUUAAACAAAAUGUCCAAAAGGAAGAGAGUAUCAGCAGAUGAGAAGAGAACUAGGAUACUCCAAUUUUUUCAUGAGAAAAAAGAAUUUUACACCUUAAAAGAGUUGGAAAACACUAUUCCAAAGGAAUGUGGAGUUAUACAGCAGGCUGUAAAAGAUGUACUGCAAGCUCUGGUUGACGAUGGCUUGGUACAUUCAGAUAAAAUUGGUACAUCUGUUUAUUUUUGGUCUUUUCCAGGAGAAAGAAUACCACUCUUAGAAGCUCAAAAUGCAGAAACUGGAAAGAAAAUUCUUAUUUUGGAUGAAAAGUUUGAACGUUUAAAAUCAGAACUUAUGAGAGAAGAAGUAAAUAAAGAAGAUUAUGAACAAACUAGGGCAGUGAUCAAAGAAAUUAAAGAUCUUAAAGCAGAAGAAGAAGAAAUAAAAAAACAAAUCAUGAAAUUUAAUGAUGCUGAUCCAGAAGUCAUAGCUGAAAUGAACAAAAAAGUGAAGUUUUACAAAGAUGGAGCAAACACGUGGACAGAUAACAUUUUCAAUGUGAAGACCUGGUGUAACCAGAAAUUCAACAUUGAAGGAUCAGAACUGGACAAGCAGUUUCGUAUUCCAGAUGACCUUGACUAUUUGGAGUAGCAGUGUCACGAAGAAACUUGUAUAUUUAUUCACUGGUUAACACUUCCUUAAAGCCUUCAAGUACAAAUUACUUACCAUUCGACCAAAAUUCCUUUCAUAACAUUCACCAUUUCGGCGAUUUGUUAUCACUCGCUGUCAUCUCCAACCGUCUCCUACAUUACAAACGUUUUAGGUUAGAUUUCAAUGAUUUAAUACAAGGUCUGUUCGCAUGUAUAGCAAAUUAAGGUUUGUUCGUUGAAAAUUAAAAUUUUUUCAUAAGGGAAUGACUAUAAAUAUGUUGCAUUCAAUUUUUUCAAAUUAUUUGCUAUUAUACGACUGUAUUUCAUGGAAAAUAAAAGUUUAUCGAAUAAGUAGAAUAUCGAAUUGUUAAACGAUAAGUAACGAAAUAUAGAUACUUAUACUUGAAAAUGUUAUUUAAAUCUGUAAAAUUUGAAACAUACUUAGCUGCGUUUCUAUAUUUAUAAGUAAUCGAGAUUAAAUA
Messenger RNA from Copidosoma floridanum, 1175 nucleotides. RefSeq names its product meiotic nuclear division protein 1 homolog. Gene Ontology annotation, molecular function: double-stranded DNA binding. Gene Ontology annotation, biological process: reciprocal meiotic recombination. The record is from RefSeq and is a predicted model, not a curated record. Lineage: Eukaryota; Metazoa; Arthropoda; Insecta; Hymenoptera; Encyrtidae.